UUCAGACUGUGAAUUGUGAUUUUCCGAAAAUGAGGUUCUACAUCGCUUUAAGUUUUGUUUUUCUUCUUGUUGGAACACUUUGUGUUGUCCUAGCAGCACCAGGUUCGCUGGUCUCGAAUGGUGUUGUACAUGUUGCUUCUGGUGUAGCUCCAGUAGCCGCUGAGCAGGAGCUAUACUUCCCACCAUACUCCAUAGAUCCACCAAGAAUCGUUAACGGAUUUCCAAGUGAGGCAAGUGACUCGUCCGCAAGCAGCGAUUCGUCCGCAAGCAGCGAUUCGUCCGAAACCAGUGACUCGUCAGUCAGUAGCAGUGAAUCCAUAUCCUCCGAAGAGGAUGAUGAUGAGUCCUUACGCCCUGAAGGACGCACCUUCUUCUUAAUCUUCCGCUUGCUGCAAUUGCUUUCUCAACAGAACUCUACCUCUUCGGGUUAAACUGACGCGCUUAAAAUGCACAAGUAUGUUCGGCCUGUAUAAUAAAUAAUUUUCUUCAAUUCAACAUUCUGUUUGGUUUUUAACUUCUGUAAAAAUGUUAAAAGUUUUAGUGCAAUAAAUAAAGUAGAAAUUUUGAUUUGUAUAAUAAACUCAAA
This is a messenger RNA of Ceratitis capitata (Mediterranean fruit fly), 586 nucleotides long. RefSeq lists its product as uncharacterized. Lineage: Eukaryota; Metazoa; Arthropoda; Insecta; Diptera; Tephritidae. The transcript is spliced from 2 exons. The record is from RefSeq and is a predicted model, not a curated record. The coding region runs from base 30 to 431 and encodes 133 amino acids.